CCAACAACAAAAAAGGUCAGUUGAAAUUGCACUGUGGAUGUGUUAGAAUUCAGAAUUGCUUUGGGGUCAAAGUUAUAUUUCACUGUACAAUCUUACCUAUGGAUUGUGGAUCCAUGAAAUGGUGUGUCAGCAGUGAUGGAAAAAGUACCCAAUUGUCAUACUUGAGUAAAAGUAAAGAUAUCUUAAUAGAAAAUGACUCAGGUGAAAGUUACCUAGUAAAAUACUUGAGUAAAAGUCUAAAAGUAUUUGGUUUUAAAUAUACUUAAGUAUCAAAAGUAAAUGUAAUUGCUAAAAUACACUUAAGUAUCAAAAGUAAAAGUAUAAAUAAUUUCAAAUUCCAUAUAUUAAGCAAACCAGAUGGCACCAUAUUUUUAUUUAACAUUUUUUAAUGAUAGCCAGAGGCACACUCCAACACUCAGACAUCAUUUACAAACAAAGCAUUUGUGUUUAGUGAGUUCGUCAGAUCAGAGGCAGUAGGGAUGACCAGGGAUGUUCUCUUGAUAAGUGUGUAAAUUGGACCAUUUUCCUGUCCUGCUAAGCAUUCGAAAUGUAAUGAAUACUUUUGGGUACCAGGGAAAAUGUAUGGAGUAAAAAGUAAAUUAUUUUCUUCAGGAAUGUAGUGAAGUAAAAGUAAAAGUAGUCAAAAAUAAAGUACAGUACAGAUACCCCAAAAACCUACUUAUUUAGUACUUCAAAGCAUUUUUACUUAAGUGCUUUACACCACUGUGUAUCAGCUUACUCAGUGACACCCAUAGAACACACAUGUGAAGAGUUAACACAAAUGUUAGCCUUGAUACUCUUAUUAGGGGACUUUGUGGUAAAUCACCUCCCAGUCAGCCUAUUGUGCGUAUUUACAUUAAUGUUUCACUGUACAGCCUUACGUAUGGAUUGUGGAUCCAUGAAAUAUUAAUAUCAAUAUGCGUAAAUAGGCUGAAUAGUGAGGGCAAUUGCCACAGUUAAAGUUCCCUAAUUAGAGCUACAAUGCUAAUAUUUGUGUCAACUCUUCACAGUUAUGUUCUGUGGGUGUCACUGAGUAGACUGAUACCCCAAUUCCAUGGAUCCACAAUCCAUAGGUAAAGCUGAACAUUGCAAUAUGAAUGUUCAAUGCACAUUGUAGGUUGACUGGUGAACUAGCGUGUCUCAGUUCACACUGGUGUCAAAGACCUGCAAUAAGAUCUACGAGGCUAAUAUUUGUGUAAACUCUUCAUAGUUGUGUUGAGUAGACUGAUACACAAUUUCAUGGAUCCACAAUCCAUAUGUAAGGCUCUACAGUGAAAUAUGAAUGCCAAAAAUGCACAAUAGGCAGACUGGGGAGGUGAUUUACCACAAAGUCCCCUAAUAGAUUUAAUUAGGAUCCCCAUUAGCCGACGCCAAUUGCAACAGCGAACCUAAUAAGAGCUACGACACUAAUAUUUUGGUAAACUCUUCACAGUUAUGUUCUGUGUGUGUCACUGAGUAUGCUGAUACGCCAUUUCAUGGAGACGCAAUGCAUAGGUAAGGCUGUACAGUGAAAUAUAAGUAUGCAUCCAAAGAAAUUCUGAAGUCAAAUAAAUACACAGUGCAAUUUCAGCUGUCUUUUAUUUAUUUUGGUGGGUCAAAUUAGCUAACUAUUGUAUUUUGUUGAAUUUAUAUAACAACAUCCCAACCUUGAUCUAGUACAAAUGGCAUCACUUUCAAUGGAUCACGUUCAAUUGGGAACUUUUAAUUUGAAGGCGAACCGCAAAUGCCACGGUUGUGGUUAACCGUUAUUGUGGCUAGCUUCACAUAGGUCUUGGAGGGUGAACGCUACCUCCCACUGCUCCUGGGUCCUGAGCCCUUUUCUACGCGUACUGCGUGCAGCUGUGUGCAUGUCAUCGAGAGUACAUACUUGUAACCUAUUUAUACUUGAUUAUUUUCAAUAAGAGUGCCAUCACUGUUUUGGAUCCAAAAAACCAAAACGAAAGCCCCAAUGGUAAUGUGGGGAUAUCACAAAAGCACAGAAUAGAAAAAAGUAGAAAUCUUGGGCAAUUACUUUCAGAAGGUUAUUGAAGCAGGUGGGGCUACUACAAAUCAUGACAGCUUAGGAACACUACUACAGCCAGCUAUAUACAGUACAUCUCAACCUUCUCUCUCUCUCAGUGCCUGUGUGUUGUGUAGGACAGGAGCACAGAUAGAUCAGUUGUCCUGUUUCCCUUUUUAGGCUAUCACACCACCACUAGGACAGACUUGGCCCUGUUACAGCACCAGAGCUAUGUGGAACGCUGCUAUGUCAACAUGUGCUGUGGGAAGGCCAGGCUAGCUCAUACCCCAAAAUUGAGGAUUUGUAUUUCUGUGACUUGACACAGUGUUGCAUUUGGUUUACAUUUACAUUUGGUACUGCAUUUUAGUAAACAAAUGACCAACUACAUCACAUCCUUUAGAAUGAAUGGAACCUAGUGAAACGGUUUUCUGUUUGCUCGGGCGACUGUGCAAACAGGGAUUAUUAGAAUUGGUGCUAGGCCUAUGAGAGGGAUCCCAUCUGCUUCCUUUUGCUUUUGCUCAGUGCAAAUGUGGUUCCUUUAAUUUAAUGUUGACUUCAAUCUGGCCAGUCAUUUCAAACUGUCGCUAAGCUUGAAAUAAGAUGUUGUGCCCAUCAACAGAGUACUUAAAAUACAGACUGUUAUGUAGAUUGUGUUAAAAACAUUCGUUUGGAUGAUUAAUCUAUCUCAUUUUUGAAUUCGUAUUAUGAUCCCAGGGCUCUGUUUUCCAUAUGAAAGCCCUAACCCAGAUUAAACAUUCAUGUUUUUCCAGAGCAGUACAAUAAUAGCUCAAAGGCACAAUGUUAACCAUAGCUCAGCCCAAAAUGAAAAUCACUCCCCCGGUGUAACCAGAUGGGUCCCAGACAGGCAGUGAUGUGGGCGCUGCAUUGUGAAUGUCUGCUGGAGGCCCUUCUAUUAUUAAUUAAUGUGAGUGGCGAGACAGCGCUGCGGAUCAGUGGCUGCAAACCGUAGUGGGUUGUUUACUUUCUGGAAGGAAGGCGGCAAUGUAGAACUAAGGCCCUGUCGUUAGUGGCCUAGCAGGUCUUUAGGACCCCACCCUGUAUGUACACACAUACUCCCUAUUCCGUCAUUGAACAAAAAGCUGAAUACAUUUUUUGCUCGGAUUCAAACGAAUUAAAUCAGUUUGAAACAGUAAGUCCAACAGUCAUCAGAGGCAUAUAGAUGUUCAAUUGUGUACUAUUCCGUAGUAACAUUCUGUAGCCCUAGUUAAUAGAUAAUUCUAAACGAAAGCAGAGCGACUUCAGAGGGAACAUAACCCUCAGACAUAAAUUCAGCUGUCAGGUCUCUCAGAAAUGUUUGGUACGUGGGGCCAUGGGUAUAUGAGGCAGGGCAUAAGGACGUUGUGCUAAGCCUUUGCUGCUGCUUCUGCUGCUGUGUAUGUGUGUGUGUGUGUGUGUGUUGUGCGUGUGUAUGUGCAUGUGUGUGUGUGUGUGUAUGUGUGUCUAUGUGUGUGUCAUUGCCAGCUGACGCAGUGGUCAGAGCCUCGGAUGAGUCUAGUCAGCAGAUGAAGCCCAUGCCUGAUUGGACACUGGGGUAAUGACUUAACGAGAUGAAGGAUGUACACAAAGGGCAGUUCCAGGAUAUGUUAUCCUUGUUAUGGGAAACAGUUAAAGUAAGCAAAUCUCUCAGAUUUUACUUUGUAUUUUCCAUACUGACUGUACUGGGACUAACUGUUUAUAAAAUUACCGUUUUCUUUUAUACGUUAGUAUUGUUGUGGGUCGUUAAGAAGGUUCGCUUGGGGAUUUUUUUUUUGUCAUGAGUAGACAGACUGCAGGGCAAAUUCUUUCCUCCCUAUGUCAGCUCUUGUUUAGCAAAACCACACACCGUGACGUAAUCACAGCCCCAUUAUGUGAAUGGUUCCAUAGAAAUUGAGGCCAUCUAGUGGCCAUUGUAAUAAUGUAUUAACUUGUAAAGAUGUUAUAAUGUUACAAGGCAGCAAUAAUAGCCAUACAAAAAAAUGAAACAUACUUACAUUUGCCUCAUACUGCAUGUUUAUCCUGUUUGAUUUCCAUCAGUGUAAAGAUACCACCUCUCUAUCCACUCACUAUGGACAUCACAAGAGAUCAUAGGUCAAAUUGAACUCAAUUAAAUGUGAGGGGAUUCUGGUAGUACCAGUAAUCUGGAUUUCUCUCUUCCAUUGUUAAAGGAGGGGCAUGUAUCACUACUAGAUGUAAAAAAAAAAUCACAUCAAGAGACAUCUUUGUUAAAAUUGGCCAUGAGCAAGUUUCCUGAUCUGGCCAAGCUAAAUCACAAUGCAGUCAAAAACUUGAUUAAUUUUAUAAAUAUUUCCACACUAUGUGGUUGGAAUAAUAUUGUGAAAUUGUGAAAAUUAUCAUAAUACCCUUUUAGCAUAAGAGCUGUUUGAAAAGACAGCCUGAAUUUCCAGCAUGUUUUGCUGGGAUGGAGUUUUGGCAUGCCAGGUGAGAUCACCAAUGGCGUAAAUGUGUUAAUAGACCAAUAAGAAAGAGAGUUCCAAACCUCUCUGCCACUUACAGCUAGUUCACAGAUUUCCCCUACCCACUCAGAAUAAAUAAAGUAGUAAAAUUCUUGCUUGAGAAAUGUAUCUUUACUAAGAAUCUAUUUUUGUUCAUUUUAACUCUUUUAAUUGAAAACAAUCACAGUAAGGUGCUUAAUUGUUACCCAGAAAUGAUUUGAUAUUUAGAUAAAAAAACGUCUGCAUUGGACCUUUACUGUAGCGCAACCUAUCCGGUUGAAGGCAGAUCUAACAAACACCCGAAUGAUUGGUGGACAGGUUACCACUGUGUUUCCCAGGUUGCACCACCUACAUGAGGUGACCACAGGAUUAGUGGAAUUAUUGAGCCCUGAUUAGUUAUCUGGUACAUACAAGAUGCCACAAGAGAAACACACUCAAACAAACGCAUGGACACUGACAUCCUACUGUGGGGACUGAGGAGAAGAUGGUUGCCGCUGUGCUCCCCUUGUUCUGUUUCACCACAACUGAACAUGUUCAACCUGAUGACCAACUGCUGCAGCUGGGUCUCCAAGAUCCAGCAACCCAUCAGGAAAGUCAAUGUACUCGUGGUCGGUCUUGAUAAAGCAGGAAAAACCUCCACUGUCAGGGGGAUGUUAAGAGUGCCCCCGGUGGACGUGGGUCCAACACAUGGGUGUGUCCGCACGGAGCUGAGAGUGGAGAACUUCCUGGUCACCCUGCUGGACAUUAGUGGGGCCCCGGAGGUGCGGGGGUCCUGGAGAGAUCUCUAUGGGGAGGUCCAUGGGUUCAUCUUUGUGGUGGACUCCAGUGACCGGCAGAGGAUUAAAGAGGUCAAGGAACUUCUGACGGACCUGCUGAAGCAGCCUAGAGUGGCGGGAAAACCACUACUGGUGCUGGCCAACAAGCAAGACAAGAUGAAUGCCCUGCUGGGAAGUGAGAUAAUUGAGCUCCUGUCUCUGGAGAGACUGGUGAACCAGAGCCGUUCUCUGUGCCACAUUGAGCCUUGCUCAGCCUUAAUAGACCUGCGGAGGUGGACAGACAGGAAGACGCUGCGGGGUCUUCGCUGGCUUUUGCGUGCUGUCAAUCUGGAUUACCCAGAACUCUGUUCUCGCAUAAUCAGGGACAUCAGGGACAGGAGACCUCUAGCACCAGACGAGAGGGACAGGCGUGGGAAGAUAGAGAGGAGCAGCAAGCCAAAAGAGGAAAGAAUCCGUGCCAGCAAAAAUGACCUUCGUAAAGUACAAAGCCCUCAAGAAAAGGACCUAAGACCCAAGACCCCCUCACUACAACCCAUUCGAAACAUAUUGAAAAAGGAGAGCACUCUGAAAAAGAGGCUUCAUAAAAAGAAGAAACAACAGGUGAAGAUUAAGGACACAGACGAGAAAAGCGAAGGAGAGAAUGCGGAGGAGGAGGAGGGGGAGGAAGGUAGCACAGAGGCAGACCCAGAACCCAGUGUGCGGAAAGAGAAGGCCAACAGUCCCCUAAUACCUCCGAAACGAAGGAAGCUGAAACGUAAAGCCAAAGUGAAGGAAGAGACCCAAGACCUCCCAGAAUCAGUUGACAACGAAGACAAAGACAACUCAAAUAAAGGGGACAAGAAGAAGAAGAAGAAGAAAGUGGUGAAAGUGAAAAAGAACAGGAUAAACUCUGAGAAGAUGCCAGGAGCAUACUCCCAGCCAGUUGACCUCUCCGCGACCUUUGAUCUUUACCGAAAAGCCAUUUUGGCUCUGAAAGAGCGACAUAAUCAGGGCCAGUGAGAGGAGAAGGCUGAGCUAGAGUCCUGUGUCCAGUGUGUGACGACGCAGUCUGCUAUCCUGUCAAGGGCAGCACUCCAGUGAUUUAGGAACACGCUGAGACACCUUAGUGACUCACCCCCAGCCUCUUCCCUACAAACCACCCAGACCGCUACCUGACUGACUGACUGAUUGACAGAGGGAGACAUGCCCUGCCUGCAACUCCUCCACAACCUCCUUGUCCAUUCUAUUACCUCACAUUGCUAACGUGUGGAUUACAACUGGAGUUUUCAACUGCUUUUGAAGGACAAUUUCAAACUGCUUGAUAGAUGUUUUUCUUAGCUGCUACUGUGUAGGAACUGCAAAGCCAAUGCACCCCCUGAGAAAUGUGUGUUUAUUUUAUCUCACCAAAAUAUGUUAUAUGAAAGAUGUAUUUAUUAGUGGUUAUUUAAUUAUGUGCAGUAAAAGUAAACAGUUGUUUACAAACAUGAUCAAUGUACUGGCCGAAAUAUUUAAAUCCCUCUUCAUAAAUAUGAAUAGAGUUUAUCUGUUUAUAUUGUAAUUUUGAUGGACAAAGUGACAUGCUUUUGUAAUGUUCGUUUGCUUUUUAUAUGACUGUUUGAAAAAUGUCUCACAGACCCUGUUUUUCAACAACAGCAAAAUGGUCAGUGAAAGGAAAAUAGAAUUUUAAGAGAUAACACCACCAGGUCAAUUUUUGAAGAAAGAACAAAUACAAAACUGAGAUGUACAAUAAACAAUCACGUGCUUCCUUUACAAUGUA
Molecule: messenger RNA, 6984 nt
Organism: Salvelinus fontinalis (brook trout)
Lineage: Eukaryota; Metazoa; Chordata; Actinopteri; Salmoniformes; Salmonidae
Gene: arl13a
Product: ADP-ribosylation factor-like 13A
Exons: 10
Coding region: 4899-6227 (442 amino acids)
Biological process (GO): receptor localization to non-motile cilium; non-motile cilium assembly
Cellular component (GO): ciliary membrane; non-motile cilium
Molecular function (GO): GTPase activity; GTP binding
Source: RefSeq, a predicted model, not a curated record